Molecule: messenger RNA, 1188 nt
Organism: Sorghum bicolor (sorghum)
Lineage: Eukaryota; Viridiplantae; Streptophyta; Magnoliopsida; Poales; Poaceae
Product: skin secretory protein xP2-like
Exons: 7
Coding region: 1-1188 (395 amino acids)
Source: RefSeq, a predicted model, not a curated record
AUGUUGGCCGAGCCGAUUUCGGCCUCGGACAUCACCGCCCGGGUCGAGAAGACGACGCACCCGGAGAUGAAGAAUUCCCGGGUGUUGCCGAUGCGCCCUGAAAAGGGCUACAUUUCCCUGAGGAUGGGGGUCGUCAAAGACUCCCUGCCCCCUGUCCCAGAGGACAAAGAGAUCCGGGCCAAGAAUCGGGCCCGGAACGAGGAGCAGAAGAAGGCCAAGGAUGACAAAAAGGCCAAGAUAGAGGGCGGAGGAGGCAGCACCGACUGGCUCGACGAGCUCGCGGAGGAGGAUGACGUUAUCCCUCCAGCCGGCGAGGGGAUCGAGGCCCCGGCGGAUUCGCGGGCCCGAGGGGGGUCGGAGGCCCGAGGUGGGUCGGAGGCCCCCCAGGGGGCCCAAGUGCCGGGAGACGGACAGGCCGUCCCCCACAUCAUUGUGGAUGAUGAGGAUAGCGCCCCUCAUGAGGGUUCGGCCCCGGUGGGACCUCAAGAAGGGGAGAGGGCGUCGGAGGCCGGAUCCGAGGCGCUUCCUCAUCUGCUAGCGCCAGAGGCUCCGGAAGAGCCCGCCCCAGCGACCAGGGCGGGAACUGAUGCCUCGGUGGAGGCGCCGCAGGCUGAGACCGCUGCGGUAUCUCCUGCGCUGUCGGCAGGCGAGGCCGGGAUCGGACCAGUGGCCCCUGGUGCCGCGGGAGGCCCCUUGGGAGCUCCGAGCUUCCAGAAGAAGUCUGCUCCCCGAGCGAGCCGUAAGCACAAGGCGCCCUCAGUGGCGCUGGCCCCGCUGAAGGCCGUGAAGAGGGGAGUUCAGUCGACUCCCGGGUCGGCCAGGCCUGCGUCGCCGCCGCCUCCAGGCUAUGAGGAGGCGGGGCGGCACCAGGGGCAAGACACGGGAGCGCCAAAGCCCCCAGGAUCGGAGGAUGCUGACCUCGGAGGUGCGGCCCGGUCUGCGCGCGCCGAGGAAGGCCGAGCCAUCGUGGUGUCCAGCAUGGCGCCCGAGGCCCCUGCGGCGGGAAGGGAGGAGGAAACCGGAUGGGGCACGAGCCCCGGUCUGGAUGCGUGUGGGCGUGCCGGGGUCGAGGCCCUUAACCGAGCUACCCAGCUCGUGGGCCGCGACAUGUUUAAUUUGGCUCAGGCGCUCAAGGCCACUUCCCAGGAGAAAUCGGUGUUUCUCCAAGUGCUCAGCAUUGGCCACUGA